This is a messenger RNA of Adineta steineri, 2022 nucleotides long. The record is from the annotation of a GenBank genome assembly. Lineage: Eukaryota; Metazoa; Rotifera; Eurotatoria; Adinetida; Adinetidae.
AUGAAGCGCUAUAAACGUAAACGAGGAAAGAAAACAUCAAUAACAAAACAAGAAUCACCUGUUGCUAAUUCAAAUCCUAAUCAAUCAAACUCUCUAACCGUCGGAGACGAUUCACCACCUAAUAUACAGUAUGCAAAAAUGCGUAUUAUAUCGUCGCCAGUCUUUCAAUUACGUGAUAUAAUUCGUGCUCUAUUAUCAUCCGCUCCACCAUCAUGUGAUCUUAUAUCAACAUUUUUAACUUAUGGUCAAUCAUUAGGUGCAUCAGCUAUUCAUGGAUAUCUUGUUGAUCGUUGUUAUGAUACUCAAACACUGAUAAAUGAUGAAUUUUCUUCUUAUCAAGGUGUUGCAUUAUGUAUAACAUAUGAUGCACAAUUAACUGAACAACAAUGGGAAGAUGUUUUUGGAAUUCAUGAAUCAACAUCAACAAUAUCAAAAACAGCAUCUUCAUUUUUUCAUUUAGCUGAUUUUUUAUGUAUAUUAAGUGGUUCACGUGUUGUAUAUUAUGAUCCAAAUGAACGUAUGACAAAUGAUGAACGUGCUUAUGUAUCAAUAUUUGAUCUUGAAAAUGAUGAUAUUGAAAUGUUUCAAGAUCAAUUUUCUCCAUUAGAUUAUUUUUUAUUAAAAUCUAAAACAUUUUAUAAUGGAACAUUAAUACGUUUACCAUUACGAACAAAUUCAACAACACAAAUAUCAACACAUAUAUUAACAUUAGAUGAUAUUAAACAACAAAUCUUAAGAUAUUUUCAUUCAAAUGAAUCAUUUAUUGAAUUAUUAUUAAAUCAAACCAAUUUAAAUACAAUUGAAUUUGAUUAUACAAAAGAUUUUCAAUUAUUAACAAAAUUUUUAUCAAUUAAUAAACAUACAUUAACAACAAUUCAUGAUGCUCAAUCAACUACACAACUCAUCCAUAUGACAUUAUCUAAACAAAUUGAUGAUAUUAAUACAAGUGAUAUAUCUCGUUGGUUAUUAUCAAUUAAUAAUGAAUUUAAUGAAAUUGAUAAACGUGAUAUUCAAUUAAAACUUUUACUUCCUCUAACUACAUUUUCAACAUUAAUUGAAACAUAUAUAUCAUCAUUAAUAUCACAUAAUUAUCAAUCAAUACAAAUAACAUCAACACGAACACUUUAUUAUUGUGUAAUACCAUCUUUAAAUACAUUUUGUAAAGAUGAUAUGUGUAUACAAUUACGUCAAAUAAAAUUUCCAAAAGCAUAUGCUCUAUUUCUUAAAGAUUUAUCAAGAUUAAUCAAACCAACAACAACAUCAAAUUUAUCGAUUGAUCUUAUAUGGGAAUUAAUGCCAGAUAUUGAUGAACAUCAACGUUUACUUAAUGAUACUCAAAAAUUUUCUUUACAACAACAACAACAACAAUAUCUUAAAAUUACCAAUAAUCUCAUACCAGAUAUAUGGGCAGAAAUUGGUAAACAAGAAUUGUUCUAUUCAGUUACUGAUGGUUGGGGUUAUGUUGCAAUUGAAGAUAUGAUUAUAAAUAAUGUUGAUGCAGGUCCAAUUCAAGAUGUUCUUACAUUCGUAUUUUCAGAAGCUAAUGCACCUAUUGUUAUUCUACCCUCUCAUGUAAUCAAUGGUUUAUGUAAAUAUUCUAAUAAACAUUAUUUACAAGUAAUGACACCAUUUCAUGCAUCGGAAUUAUUAUCAAAAAAUUCCUUAAUACUUCCUCGUUUAACAUAUGAACAAAAACUAUCAUUAUUAACAUAUAUUCUAUUGAAUGAUCCUGAUCCAGGUCUUGUACUUGAAUUACAAUUAUUACCAUUAGCUAAUAAUCAAUUUAUAACAUUUCAAAAGAAAUCAUCAUCGUGUAUUUAUAUUAUUGAUCAUAAUUCGAAUUUUUUAAAAUUAUUCAAUGAAAGACAAUAUGAUAAAUUUUUAAAUCCAAAUAUUGACAAGAAAUUAUUCGAUAUUUUAUCCUCACAAAAUUUUCAAGGUAGGAUUUUUAUAUUUGUUAAAGCUAGAAAGAUUCUAUAUCUAUUAUGCGGGCUUUUAUUUAUUCGUCUCAUUCCAUGCUAG